GUGCUUGACGUAAGAGAAAGUUUAUUUCCUACUUCCUGGUCUAAGCUCUGCUGAAGAUCAAUGGCUCCACUUCACUUUUCGCCGUUUAAACGCUGUAAAUAGUAGUAGAAAUGAAUACACAAGUAACUUGAUUAAAAAUCGACUUCUUUUCAUAAACGUGUUUUUAGCAGAAUUUAACAAUGACAGAUUUAAGCCGACCUCAGCGCAAGCUGUCCCGAGCUGGAGAGAGUUUAUACCAGACAUUAGACUUGGCGAAAGGAGCUUCAUCUGAAGAUAUUAAGAAAGCCUACAGGAAACUGGCACUGAGGUAUCACCCAGACAAGAACCCCAACAACCCAGAAGCAGCGGAGAAGUUCAAAGAGAUCAACAAUGCCAACACCAUCCUCAACGAUGACACCAAACGACAGAUCUACGACGAAUAUGGCUCCAUGGGCCUCUAUGCCGCAGACCAGUUCGGAGAGGAGGGCGUUAAAUACUACUUCCUCAUGUCCAAGUGCUGGUUUAAGGCGCUCCUGGGAUUGGGAAUGAUCUUCACAUGUUGCUGCUGCUUUUGCUGCUGUUGUUGCUGUUGCGGUAAAUGUGGCGGUUCGGAGAACGAAGACAAUUCCCAAUAUGUGGAUCCAGAUGAGCUGGAGGCGGAGAUGUCAGAGGAGCAGAACAGAGGCAAUGACACAGUAAUAACAGGACAGCCUAUUCCCAGUCCUGCACCUGGAAAUUCAGGAGACACUGUGAUUGUAGGAAUGCCUAUUCCUAAAAGCUCAGAUGGAGACACUUCUGUACUGAUCUCUCCAGAUGUACAUGUGGCACAUGAAUAGAGCAAACAACAACAACCUCUAGACUUGUUGAGGAGACUGUCUCUUCCCUGUUUCUGGCUGUAGAAAUGAGGACACUGCUCUAGAAAUGUGUUCGAGCGUCAGUGGUUUAUAUUACACAGUGCCUGUGCGGUUUAUGUGGCUCAUUUGAUCUCCACACAUAAUGCUAUUUUUGUUUACAUCAUUUUAUAAUUGCCUUUUGGUUGCUUGAAUGUCUCAUGAUUUUUAUUGCAGAGACACUUUAUAUUGUAAUGCUUCAAUGAUGCGCCAUUUAAAGCAGCUGUAUGUAGUUUUGUGUAUUUUUGCGACUUUGGAGCCCCCAACAGUUGAGUGAGUCGUAAAUAUAGCUAAAAACGUACAUACAGUUGCUUUAAAUGACCUCUAGAGUACAAUCAAACAUAUCUUGCACAACAAAGUCAACCUGAAGUAAUACCAUAAAAAUGUUCUGUUUAUAUAACAACACCAGAUUAAUUGAUUUGCUUGAUUUAUUUUUCUAUUUACCAUCUCGUACAUUGUGUAUACAUUAAACCAUGCUUUUCCAGUGAAACCUAAUACAUGCAUUUCGUGUGUAUUACAUCACAGUAAUUCUUAAGAACAUAACGUUUUUAUUGUUAAUGCUGUAUUUGUACAAUGUGAAGUCAUUAAGUCUCCAAUACAUGAUAAGGAAUAAGUCCAACAGUAUUUUCUUAUCUGUAUAUGCACAUAAACAUUGAUCGUUUAUCUAACAGACAUCUAUAUGUGGUUUAUUUAGCUACCGUUGCAAGCAAACCUUGAAAGAACCUAAUUUGGUAUGAUGUUGAUUUUUUGAAGAUUCAAGCGAAUGCAUAAAUAAUGAACAUUAUGCAAUAUGAUCAUUAAGGCAGGGGUUCAGAGUUUAAAGGACCACUGAAAUCAUGUCUCACUGGUGAUAAAGCAGGUGAAUGUUUCGUUUAUUGUAAUAUUGCACGGCCUCAGGGAUGGUUUUGUCUGAGAUUCUGUUUGUAAAAACGUUUUGUUUAUAAUUGAAAUUAUAUGAUUUCUGCAUGAUUUCUAUGUGGAAUUAAUGAAAGAUUAAUAAAUAUAGUCUAUUACUGUAUCUACUCAAGCUUUUAAUGU
This is a messenger RNA of Sinocyclocheilus anshuiensis, 1907 nucleotides long. Its product is annotated as dnaJ homolog subfamily C member 5-like. Bases 180 to 815 code for a protein of 211 amino acids. NCBI's taxonomy places the organism in Eukaryota, Metazoa, Chordata, Actinopteri, Cypriniformes, Cyprinidae. The transcript is spliced from 7 exons. The record is from RefSeq and is a predicted model, not a curated record.